GCUCAUAUCAUACAGUAACGAUCACUCUCUGAUUUGAGGGAAGAAGAUUUUUUCUUCAUCCGCAAUAAUUCUUGAAUUUUUGUCCAUUAUAAGUUCUUGACCUACCCCACGAUUAAUUAAUAAGAAAAUCUUAGCAGUAUAUUUGGGCUCCUUUUAGUAUUAGUAGUUUAAGACAUGUGAAUUUUGUGAGUAUUUGAUCAGCCCUCCAAAUGUACAGUUGCUAUUGCUUUUGUCUUUGUCUAAAUGUACGGUAGUUGUCCAUGAAAGAAAACAAAGUCUUGGAUUCUUAUUUCUUAAAACAUAACAACGAUCUCAUGCCUGAAUAAAACUAUCCCCUUUCGUAUAAAUCAUUAAUUUUACUUCGGGAUAGGAAGAUGGAACAUGAUGCAGAGGAAGUUUGGGGCUUAAGAAACAUGCAGGACUGUGUGGUGUCAGAGUUCCCAUCAGAGCAAAGCACAGAUGAGCUGCUUCAAUUCUUUUCUAUUAAUCCCGGCCAGCAAGACAGCAACAACCGACAGAAAGAUGAACAGAACUCGAUCCCUUAUGAACACGGCAAUGUUGUCUCCAAGAUGAUCAGUGAUUGUAGCGGGGGAAAGCGUAAGAUUGCUGUUGGCGUCAACGAUGGAAAUCCUACUGAUAAUAAAAAGAAGAAAAUCAUACAUAGAGAUAUUGAGCGACAAAGAAGGCAAGAAAUGACUACUCUUCAUUCGACACUUCGAUCACGGCUUCCUCUUGAAUAUCUCAAGGGAAAAAGGUCAAUAUCCGAUCACAUGCAGGAGGCUGUCAAGUACAUCAAACAUUUGCAGAACAAGAUCACGGAGUUAAGUGAUAAGAGAGAUGAACUGAAAAGAUCAUCCAAUUUGCAGACACCAAGUUCUUCUAUGAUGGAAGCCAGACCAGACUGUUCCAAGGACAGUACUGUACAAGUUAGAGCUUGUUCCAUAGGAGUGGAGAUUACCAUGAACACUGGGUUGAGACGAGGGCUUCCUCUUUCAAAUGUGCUUGACGUUAUAGCUGCACAAGGCCUAAGUGUGGUUCAGUGCAUUUCAGCUAGAGCAAAUGAAAGGGUGUUGCAUACUAUUGUAUUGGAGGUGAAUGGUGGAAGAAGCAUCGAGCUGUCAGAGCUGCAACACGAAUUGACAAAGCUAAUACUUCAUUCUCCAAGUUGAUUAUUAGAUCUUAAAUAAUGUGCUGACUGGUUUGUAUACAGUUAGUACUGCAUGAUUCAUAACUACAAUAAUAGAAGUCAUUUAUAAAUUAAAAUACCCAAAAAAAAUAAAAUUUAUAAAGUCAUGUAAGAAUAUAUUGAAAUUGAAUUUCUUCAUUAGAGAGAUUAGAGAAGGAUUAUCAUGGGCCUAAGGCCCGACUCCGUAUCUUUGCUCUUGAAUAGUUAGUAUUAAAUAAGAUGUUAUUAUUGGGCAAAACAUGUUCAUAUGUAAUUGGGCAAGACAUAAGGAGCUUUGAAAAUAAGCUAGCUUGUUCCAAUGAGGAUGACUUUGCCGACAAGCUUAAUUGGGCAAGAGAUGUCCAUGAAAAGCUUCUUUAUGGCAUAAAAUCUUUUCACUCAGGAAAGGAAAGGAAAGAUCAUACUUGAUUGGAUGCGUGCUUUUGCAAUUUAGGAAAGCUUCACACUAGCACUGCCCAAAGAAAAUAAAAAAAAUAUCACUAGUCAAAAACAGUACUGCUCGGCUGCUGAAAGAAAGGAAUUGAUUAGAUGAUAUGGUUUUCAUUAUUUAAUUCCUUGAGGGUCCCUUGAACGGUUGAUGAGGCACGCAGCACAUGUGCCAGAACCACUUUAUCUGUGGGAUUUGAAUUGCCAAUGAAAUUAUUUUAUUCUCAGUCGACGAUUUAUUAAUUAGUAAAGCAAUUUCCACGUCAGUAAUAGAACUAUUUUUUUAUUUGUAUAGGGGAUUUACAUAUUGUUCUAUUAAUC
Messenger RNA from Durio zibethinus, 1933 nucleotides. Its product is annotated as transcription factor bHLH36-like. Gene Ontology annotation, biological process: regulation of transcription by RNA polymerase II. Gene Ontology annotation, cellular component: RNA polymerase II transcription regulator complex. NCBI's taxonomy places the organism in Eukaryota, Viridiplantae, Streptophyta, Magnoliopsida, Malvales, Malvaceae. Gene Ontology annotation, molecular function: DNA-binding transcription factor activity, RNA polymerase II-specific; protein dimerization activity; RNA polymerase II transcription regulatory region sequence-specific DNA binding. The record is from RefSeq and is a predicted model, not a curated record.